AUGUUUGUCUCUUUUUAACACAGUUUAAAUGCAAUGUCAGAGGCUGCUCAAAAUGGAAGACCCAUCCUCAAACGUCCUGGAGUGGGCUUUGGGGUUCUUGUGACAGACUCCUUCAAUCCAGGAUGUGUCCUGCUAGGAAAAAGAAAAACCAGAGUUGGGAAAGGCACCUACCAGUUACCAGGAGGCCACAUCGAAUUUGGAGAAACUUGGGAGGAAUGUGCCCAGAGAGAGGUGAUGGAGGAAGCUGGCGUCCGACUGAAGAACCUUCGCUUUGCGUCAGUUGUAAACUCUAUCAGACUGGAGGAAAAUUACCAUUACGUCACAAUCUUCAUGCAGGGAGAACUGGACAGGUCUUACUCUGUUGAACCAGUUAAUUUGGAGCCAGAGAAGAAUGAAGGUUGGACAUGGAAGCGGUGGGAAGACUUUCCCCCUGAAGAGCAGCUAUUUCUACCAUUAGCCAACCUCAGACAGCAGGACUUCCAGCCAUUCAGAAAGAGUUAAAAGGAUUUUCUGUAAUUAAGAAAUCAUCUUAUCACUCCCUGACUUAACCUUAUUCAGGUUCAGGUGAACUGAACUCACCUCAGGCUCUUUCUCACUCAUUUUAAAGGGAGCAUUGACCUAGCAAAAGGACACACGCCCUGACCUUAAGCUGUGAGACUGACAUACUGUACUUUCAGAUCGACUCUUAUGGAUAUUUACUAAAUGUUGCUCUAUAGCCUAAUGAUUUUAUUGAACAUGUAUGUGUACUAAAUUAUAUAUAAGGCUAUUAAGCUGUUAGGUCUUAUCAUAUAUUUAUUUAUACACACUGGUAUAUUAAGUAUACAGCAUGUUAUGGGUGAUAUUUUGUUAAAAUGUUAAAAUCAAACACCUUAAGGUAUCCCAAAAGCAAAGCUUUUACAGCCCAAAACUGAUUUCUGAUUUUUUUAAGCUGAUUUCUACAUAUACAUUUUAACAUUUCAAGUAACAAACUAACAUUAACCUGUAUUAAUAAUAAAUUGUAUUUUAUUGUAAAGUGUUACCAAUAUUUCAUCAUUCAUCACCUUCCUCAUGCAAACAGACAACACCCUUUGCAUUUGUAAUACUACUGCAAGGAUUUCAUAACAUAUUUUUUUUUCCAAAUAAACCUUACCUGCGCUCCAAUAAACAUUACCUGUUUUGUUUUGUUUUUUAAGCCACGCCCCAUCAGUGAACUUAUUAUAUUAAAUUAUUUUAUAUUAUAUUAUUUUAUAUUAUACGCUGUGGGUUCGUACAAUUUAUUUAUUAUAUUGAAAUAUAUCUCGUGUUAAAAUAAAACCAACGACGUUAUGUGUAUUGGUGGAAACAGCGCCCCCUGUCCGUUCGUCGAUGAACAUACAGUCUGAAUCCGGUCGGCUCGAGCUAAAUGCGCCACAGCAACUUGUGAAGCAGUGCAGAGAGGUCGUCGGAUUCGCUAAGCUUUCGCUGUAGUUCGGCGAAGAGAAAAAAAAAACCUUUGACAAAAACAAAUUUCAGUUGUACGACAUGGUGAAACUUGCUUUCAACUCCGCUCUCGGACAGAAGGAUUUAAAAAAGGAGGAGAA
Puntigrus tetrazona (Sumatra barb) is the source of this 1559-nucleotide messenger RNA. Its product is annotated as nucleotide triphosphate diphosphatase NUDT15-like. The record is from RefSeq and is a predicted model, not a curated record. Gene Ontology annotation, cellular component: cytosol. The transcript has 3 exons. Gene Ontology annotation, biological process: dGTP catabolic process. Bases 34 to 501 code for a protein of 155 amino acids. Gene Ontology annotation, molecular function: 8-oxo-7,8-dihydrodeoxyguanosine triphosphate pyrophosphatase activity. NCBI's taxonomy places the organism in Eukaryota, Metazoa, Chordata, Actinopteri, Cypriniformes, Cyprinidae.